AUGCAAUCCAAAAUAAUCUCCUUCUUCAAGCCUCCUCUUCCUUCUUCUGCAUUAACUGAGCGCUCAAAUUCAUCUACGCAGUUCUGCGGUGACGAGAACGAUGAAUUGGCCAUCUGGGAGAAGAGUCAACACACCAUUGUCAACACCUACACGCGUAGAGCUUCAGAAUUUCAUGGGAUUGACAGGAAAAAGGAAGCAAGCGAUGAGAAAUCGGAAAAACCCACUUCGGAGAAUAGGUUGUCAAUGGAAGAAUGCGGUUCAAAUGGGAGAAAUCUGAAUAAGAAGAGAAGUUACGCACAGUUCCAUUUGGAGUUCGGUCAAUCUAAUUUUCUUCUCCAUGACUGUUCAACUUGCGGGGUCAAGUACUCUCCGGGGGAUGAAGCUGAUGAAAAGAACCAUACAAUUUUUCAUAAGAAUUUCACUCUUGGGAUUCAAUUCAAGGGAUGGAGACACGAGAGGGUUGUUCAUACGCCCAAUGGCGAACGUGGUCGGGUCAUUUUGGUGUUGGAUUCUGAUCCUGCUGCUCAGAGGAACAAGGUGCAAGAAGUUGUGAAGAUGAUGGAGACUGAGCUUGGUGAGGGCUGGAUUUUUCACAAGCUUUGCAGGGUAUAUCUAUUCAUUUCGUCCCAACGGAUUGCUGGAUGUGUAGUUGCAGAACCAAUAAAGGAAGCUUUUGAAGUCCUCUUGUGUCCGGUUGGUGCAAUGGCGAAGAAAGCGAGGCCGAACUCCGACAAGCUUCGGUUUGGGGACAUUGUUUUACGGAGGGAAGUAAUAAAAAGAGCACCUUCAGAGGCAUGCAAUGGGGCGGUUGUGUGUAAAAGGGAAGCGGUACGCGCUGUUUGUGGCAUACGAGCAAUAUGGGUGUCUCCAUACAACAGGAGAAAAGGCAUCGCCACUCAAAUGUUGGAAGCAGUAAGGGAAAGCUUCUGUAGGGGACAUAUGAUUGGAAAAGCUGAGUUGGCGUUUUCUGAACCGAGUUCGGAUGGAAAAGCUUUGGCGUCCAACUAUAUAGGCACCGGCACUUUCUUGGUGUAUAAAACUGGCAAUCUGUGCCGCUAG
Molecule: messenger RNA, 1059 nt
Organism: Hibiscus syriacus
Lineage: Eukaryota; Viridiplantae; Streptophyta; Magnoliopsida; Malvales; Malvaceae
Product: protein CHROMOSOME TRANSMISSION FIDELITY 7-like
Exons: 6
Coding region: 1-1059 (352 amino acids)
Biological process (GO): mitotic sister chromatid cohesion
Cellular component (GO): nucleus; chromatin
Molecular function (GO): protein-lysine-acetyltransferase activity
Source: RefSeq, a predicted model, not a curated record